AUGAAACAAGGUAGUGCUAGUAUAUGUGAAGAAAUAUCUAUGAAAAAGUCUCCUGAUAGACCGUCGGUAGUUGAGGGUGAAAGCAAGUCUAUAGAAACAGAUAAGAAAGUGCAAAGAGAGAAAGCAGACAUUGUCAAGAAAAAGGAAAUUACCACCAGGGUAUCAGAGAAGAAGGAUAAGUCAGGUAGAAGACAGGAGAUCCCUGUUAGGACAGAUGAUAGUUCUCCAAGGGAAGCUUCUCCCCAGGAACAUGAAGAAUACACUUUGAAACAAGAGGCAUCUAUUAUGGAUGUUUCACAGAAUAGAAAGACAACCACAGACAAUAUUUCCCCCAAACCUACAGCUAAACAUGCUUCUGAAAUUAUAUCUAGUCAAUAAGGUUUUUCUCAACCAGUAGAAUCCAUAGAACCAGUAGAAUCUUCUAUCCGAGUAGAAUAUUAUAUCCGAGUAGAAUCAUUAAGGGAAAACAUAUCAUAUCUUCAAGUUGAUACAGGAAAGGAUAAAAUACCUUUGUCAGAAGGUAUCUCUCCAAAAAAAGUGGCGUUUCUCAAAGAGAAAGGACAGGGAUUUGUUUGUACUGAAGAGAUACAGCGUGAGAGGAAACCACUGAAGAGAUACAUUGUACAGUUGAGGACAUCCAAACUUAGAAAGAGGUAGUUGAGAAAGGCAAACCUGCCAAAGUAACUCCAUCCAAGGAGCAAACGUUAGACAAGAGACUUACUAAGAGAAAGGAAACCACUAAAGAGAUACCUCUUAGAGUUGAGAACUGGGGUGGCAGGUAGCUUAGUGGUUAAGAGCGUUGUGCCAGUAACCGAAAGGUCGCUGGUUCUAAUCCCUGAGCCGACUAGGUGAAAAACCUGUCGAUGUGCCCUUGAGCAAGGCACUUAACCCUAAUUGCUCCUGUAAGUCGCUCUGGAUAAGAGCGUCUGCUAAAUGACCAAUUUAUUUAUUUAUUUAUUUUUAUAACUUCGAAUCAAAGAGACAGGUAGUUGAAAAAGGAAAACCUGCCAAAGUAAUUGAAUCGAAGGAAGGCACUGACAAGAUACAUUCUACGAGAGAGGAACCCCUCAAAGAGAUACGUCUUAUAGUUGAGGACAUCCAAACUAAGAAACGGGUCACUGUCAAAGGAAAACCUGUUAAAGUUAUUCUAUCUGAGGAGGAAACUCACAGAAGGAGGACAAUAUAUCUUCAAAAGCCUCGCCUUCAAGAGGUAUACUAAGUAAAUGUUACAUGUUUCAUCUCAUCAUCAUCUCAAUCAUCUGUCAGCGAAAUCAGCCAGCAAUUCCAUUUCAUGCUUAGUUUGAAAUCAAAGAAAUGUUGCCCAGUAUUGUUCAUCAAGUUUCUUCAUUCCACAUCCUCUUUUGUGGUCAAAAUCCACAACUCUUGCAUCAGUUUUUUGAUUCUUUGUUGUUUCUGUGUAUUUUUUGUGUCUCCUUUGUGUUCUCCAUUUGAUCACAUCUUUCUUUGGUAUUUUAUUGGUGCUCCACUGCUUACCCCAAUCUGUAGUAUCUUGAUCUUGACCAUAGUGUAAUUUUAUUUCAAGAACCAGCAAUGAAGAAGGAAUCACCUCUUACAAAGAAAGUGUCUCAUCUAGAGAAGACUGUUGUUUCUGAAGGGGUGAAAGAAUCUGAGCCAUUUGCAAAGAAAGUGGCUAAACCAGAGUCUAAGCCAGAAAUCAAGCCAGAGUCCAAGCCAGAGAAGAUGGUUAUUUCUGAAAAGCCUGCUGAGACACUUGUAAAGAAAGUGUCUAAGCCAGAGUCUAAGCCGGAGCCUAAGACAUAAUCUAAGCUAGAGCCUAAGCCAGAGGCUAAAACAGAGGUUAAGCUAGAGCCACUUUUUCACCACAGCCCGCUGAGCCACUUUUAAAGAAAGCGUUAAAGCCAGAGCCUAAGCCUAAACUAGAGGCUAAGCCAGUGCCUAAAGCAAAGGUUAAGCCAGAGCCUAAGCCUAAACCAGAGGCUGAAUCAGAGCCUAAGAUAGAGGCUAGGCCAGAUCUUACACCAGAGAGUAAGGCUGUUACUGUAGGGGUGAAAGAAUCACCUCCAAAGCCCGCUGAGACACUUGUAAAGAAAGUGCAACGCCAGAGAAGACGGUCAUUGCUGAUGAGGUGGAAGAAUCACCCCCAGGGCCUGUUGAGCCACUUGCAAAGAAAGUAG
Molecule: messenger RNA, 2156 nt
Organism: Coregonus sp. 'balchen'
Lineage: Eukaryota; Metazoa; Chordata; Actinopteri; Salmoniformes; Salmonidae
Source: the annotation of a GenBank genome assembly